Trametes versicolor FP-101664 SS1 is the source of this 1604-nucleotide messenger RNA. RefSeq lists its product as uncharacterized. Bases 64 to 1557 code for a protein of 497 amino acids. The record is from RefSeq and is a predicted model, not a curated record. Lineage: Eukaryota; Fungi; Basidiomycota; Agaricomycetes; Polyporales; Polyporaceae. The transcript is spliced from 4 exons.
GUUGGGACUGACCUGGCUUCCUGACACGUAACCUCGACUGACUCAGCUUCACAUCGGCCAACUAUGCAGACGCCGAGACUGAAUGCAGACAUACUCGCAACAAUCAUCUCCGUUGCGGAUUGGGAUGAAAUUCCCGUGAUGAUGCAAGCAUGUCGUCUUUUCUACCACGAAGGUCCGAAGAGACUCCUUGACGGCUGUGUCACCCUGGACUGCGACGAAGAGUUCCUCGUGUUUUUCCAAUUUAUGCGUGCGGAAGGAGGAACACGCUCGCGCUACCUCACCGACCUUGCCAUCAUUCCCAUCGACCAUGGAGAUGCCAUAUGCGAAGAAACUGCCCAGCUUCUCGCCCAGUUCCUCCGCACAUCAUCCUUCCCUCGUCUCACAACCCUGCGUAUCGAAGACACUGAGGACCUCUUCACGCGUUACCCUUUCCUCCUGCCCGCGUUCAAAACACUGUCCCGCCUCGAAGAGUUGACUUUAGUCUCCUGCGACCGGCUCGCUUGUGAACUGGUGGACGCAGUCGGCGGUCGUCUGCGCGAUGUCACGCUCGCAUACACAGAAGAGUACGAGGAACCUAUGGCCACGCCUGUGGAAGACAUCCAUCCCCUCGUAACGCUCCAGCGCUCCCACGCCACCCUGGAAAAGCUCGAAGUCAGAUUCAUGGACGCGACUCUUCCAGAGUCCCUGUACCCGCCGCCUUUCCCCAAUGUGGCCGAACUCGUAAUCGCCUGGUGCGCCUAUCCGUCCCUUGCGCUCUACAUUCAUGCCUUCCCCAAUCUGCGUUGCCUCGGCCUCAAGUUCACGAUCAGCGAGGACGACUUCAUCAACCCGGGCGCCCAGGCCAAUGGGCUCCGGCAAGCCAACCGCACCCACCAGCUCCAGCACAGCUCGUGGAAGUCACUAGACGACGUCUUCGGCAACGUCACGGACGUCUAUAUUAGCGGACUUGCGUGCCAUGUCAAACGCCUUAACAUAACUCUGCAGCACACGCGUUCCAGUAAUUUCGAAAUGCUCGGGGACAUCGUCAACGAUACGCGACCCUUGAACCUCUCUGUCUGGGUCGGCUGCGAGGGAGCGUUCGACAGCGUUGUGGGCGUCCCUUACGUGCUACGGAAGGAGGGCGUGAAGAAUCUCGAAGUAUUCCAGCUGGAGGUCCGGCUCGUUCCUGAAGAGUCGGACAUCGACCUCUCCCAGGCUCUGGAGGACAUCCUCGUGUCUUGCAAACCGCUGCCCCUGCAAGUUGUGGACCUUCAGUUCACGUGCUAUGAUCUCCCGGUGCGCAGAGAGGGCAGACGACUGGGCGGCAGGGCCGCGCUUCCUCAAUGUCGGGUCGAGGAAUAUCUCGAGCAUGUGGAUUUCAAUGAGCUCGGCAACCACUUCCUUGCAAGUGUACCAACGCUGCGGGAGGUCACGGUGUCUCUCCAGGGACACCGUAGGCGCGGCGACGAUGUGGCAGUUGUCGUCAAGAUGGACGGCCGGCCCGGUGUUGCAGAUAGUUGGGCGAAUGCAGAACGUCUGUCAAGACGUGAUAUACAUACCAAAGGGUGGGAGUUCUAAACAUCUUCAAUAAACCGAGGCACAUUACUAUCUACCCGGAGUCUUGC